Messenger RNA from Salvelinus fontinalis (brook trout), 5186 nucleotides. RefSeq names its product single-minded homolog 1-A-like. Gene Ontology annotation, molecular function: DNA-binding transcription factor activity, RNA polymerase II-specific; protein dimerization activity; RNA polymerase II transcription regulatory region sequence-specific DNA binding. The record is from RefSeq and is a predicted model, not a curated record. Gene Ontology annotation, biological process: regulation of transcription by RNA polymerase II. The transcript has 12 exons. Bases 669 to 3206 code for a protein of 845 amino acids. Lineage: Eukaryota; Metazoa; Chordata; Actinopteri; Salmoniformes; Salmonidae.
CUCAGAUUCUACGGGAGAAAUAGGGAGAUCGAGUUAAAAACAGAGGAGGGGUUGUAAAUUAUUUUUGAUACACUCGCAUCCCUCAAUCAGAGAUGAGGGAAGUAUAGUGUGCCUCUCCUGUCGUAGUUGAAGUUUUACUGAGGAUGUUCGGGGAAACUAGGACAUGAGAACAGAAGUGAGAAGAGGUAACAUUGCUGCAGAUUUCUGGAAAAAAAAGUUGGGUUUGGUUGUAAUCCGUGCUCCGAGGGGGACAUGAUGUCUUUGGAAACGGUGUGAAGGACCUGAACUCCUCACAGAGAUGUUGGGCCCAAGUGGACGUCAUGUACAAUGAAUCUGGAGCUAUGGCCGAUUACUCCUCAUAAUAAACAGGAUACUCAGAUCCUUCUUCGCCAUCUUAAUCUAUCCUGGAAGUAACAUGGGAAUGUUCAUAUUUUAUUUCUGGAUUUAGUCAGGAAGGAGAACAGAGCAGCUACAGUGUUAUCUUGACGCACCACACAAGGUAUCCGCGCCCGAGAAAUACAGUUCGUGCAUUGGAAGAGCCAGCGCGUAAAACAGAAUGCAUUGGUGUCAAAGCAGUAAAAUGAUCUAGAAUUGAGAUCUGUAUAUUGACUGACUUUUAUUGUUUGGUGAAUUCACGCCAAGGUCGAAGAAAAUAUAAUUAUUUGAAAAUGAAAGAAAAAUCGAAAAAUGCUGCCCGGACUCGACGGGAAAAGGAAAAUAGUGAAUUCUAUGAGCUGGCCAAACUAUUGCCUUUACCUUCUGCCAUCACGUCUCAGCUUGAUAAAGCUUCAAUUAUUCGACUCACAACAAGUUACUUGAAAAUGAGAAUUGUUUUUCCUGAAGGGCUGGGAGAGUCCUGGGGCCACGUGAGUCGGACCAGAACUCUGGAUAAUGUUGGGCGAGAGCUGGGAGCACAUCUGUUACAGGUGGGAUCACAUAUCCUACAGACGUUGGACGGGUUCAUUUUUGUGGUUGCUCCUGACGGGAAAGUAAUGUACAUAUCUGAAACAGCAUCGGUACAUUUGGGCUUAUCACAGGUAGAGCUGACCGGAAAUAGUAUUUACGAGUACAUCCACCCCGCUGACCACGACGAAAUGACAGCCGUGCUGACAGCUCACCAACCCUGCCACUCGCACUUUGUCCAAGAAUAUGAAAUGGAACGUUCGUUCUUCUUGAGAAUGAAAUGCGUCCUCGCGAAAAGAAAUGCUGGUCUGACAUGUGGUGGAUACAAGGUGAUCCACUGCAGCGGGUACCUAAAGAUCCGUCAGUACAGCCUGGACAUGUCUCCAUUUGAUGGCUGCUAUCAGAACGUGGGCUUGGUGGCGGUGGGCCACUCUCUACCCCCUAGCGCUGUCACUGAAAUCAAACUACACAGCAACAUGUUCAUGUUCAGAGCCAGCCUGGAUAUGAAGCUCAUCUUCCUCGACUCCAGGGUAGCUGAGCUGACGGGCUAUGAACCCCAGGAUCUUAUAGAGAAGACGCUCUAUCAUCAUGUCCAUAGCUGUGACUCCUUCCACCUGAGAUGUGCACACCACUUGUUGCUGGUGAAAGGCCAAGUGACCACUAAGUAUUAUAGGUUCCUGGCUAAGCAGGGUGGCUGGGUUUGGGUCCAGAGCUAUGCCACCAUCGUACACAACAGCCGUUCCUCCAGACCCCACUGUAUCGUCAGUGUCAACUACGUCCUCACGGAUACUGAGUAUAAAGGACUCCAGCUGUCUCUGGACCAGGUUACAGACACCAAGCCCUCCUUCCCCUUCAGCAGCGCUCCCACCAGCCUCACUGAGAACCGCAGAGCACCCAAGAUCAGAGUGUCCCGAGCUAAGGCCAAGGCUCGACUGUCCCCCUACACACAGUACACUGGUUUCCAGGCCGAGCGGUCAGAGUCGGACCAGGAUAGUCCUUGGGCAGGAUCUCCCCUCACAGACUCUGCUUCCCCUCAGCUGCUGGAGCAGGGUGAGGGGCUUGGCACCUCCUGUGCCUACAGGCAGUUCUCCGAGCCACGUCCCCUCUGCUACAGCCUCCCAAUCACUGAGGAGCACCACCACCACCACACCCCCAGCGAAAGCCACUCCCACCUCGACAGACACGGCCACAACCAGACGUGCGAGCGGGGCCGCUGUGAGGCAGGGAGGUACUUCCUGGGUGCUCCCCAGGGUGGGACAGAGGCGUGGUGGGGAGCUGCCCGCUCUGUGCUGCCCCUGGCCAAAACCUCGUCCCUGGAGAAUGGAGAGGGAUACGAGAGCAACGUGCCCCACAUCACAUCCAUCCACAGUCUGCAUAACUGUGGCCAAUGGGACCAGGACAGUGUGGUCAGCUCACCAGACGGGGGCUCCGCCAGCGACUCAGGGGACCGUUACCGCGCAGACUACUUCCGGGUCAGCGCCCAGGAGCCGAGCAAGAUCGAGACCCUGAUCCGAGCCACGCAGCAGAUGAUCAAGGAGGAGGAGAAUCGGCUGCAGCACCGCAGCAAGCUCCACCCAGGCCCUGACACUCCUCUAGGUCCUGCCAACGGCCUCCCGAAGGGCCCCGGACCCUGCUUCACCCCUGACUACCCCCAGGGGGUGCUACAUAGCGUGUUGUGCUGUGGCCUGGGUCAGGUGAUCAGCCCCGCAUCAAGCCCUGCCCCCCUCUCCAGGCUCAGCAGCCCAGGGCCUGACCCCCUCCUCCCCAAGCCCAAAAACUACCUCCAGCAGACAGGACAGACAGACAUGUCCCCUCUCCCCCAGCCCCUGCACCACCAGCUUGGCCAUCCAGGCCCCUGCUCAGCCUCCUCCACUACCCCUGCCCCAGCCCUCUACCCUUCCCACCCCCAAACCCAAACGGGGAGGCCCUAUCUGGACAAGCAAGCUGCUACCUACUCCCUGACGGGGAGGCCCAAUCUGGACAAGCAAGCUGCUACCUACUCCCUGACGGGGAGGCCCUAUCUGGACAAGCAAGCUGCUACCUACUCCCUGACGGGGAGGCCUUAUCUGGACAAGCAAGCUGCUACCUACUCCCUGACGGGGAGGCCUUAUCUGGACAAGCAAGCUGCUACCUACUCCCUGACGGGCUAUGCCCUGGAGCACCUGUAUGACACCGAGAGCCUCAGGGACUUCUGUUCCUCCGCUGGCUCCACCCACUACGACGUGACUUCACACCUGCGCAUGCAGGCAGAGCAGGGGCCGGGACACAAGGGGACCUCCGUCAUCAUCACCAACGGCAGCUAACGCCCGCUUGUCCAAUAACAGUAAAGGAAUGUCUAAAAUGUCAGCCUAUUCCCUGUAUAGGGAUUAGCGUGCCAUUUCCCUACACGCUAUUUUUGACCAGAGCCCGCGUAGGGCUCUGGUCAAAAGUAAUGCACUACAUAGGGAAUAGGGAGCCAUUUCAGAUGCACACUAAAACACAUGAAGAAGAAACUGUGGAUCCAUGGAAUAUUCAUUCUAUAGCCCAGCCUCAACGGCCUCUUCUGCGUCUUAUCCAGCAAAAACACUUUUUUCCUAUCCUACUUCUUGUUUCCUUUUAUUUUAAUCUUUACAGAGCUACAUUAUUCCAUUUGCACUGUCAGAAAUAGAGUUUCAUUGUGGGAACCUCACCCCUAUGGUUGAAGGGUUGUGGAUAUGUUUUGAGUUAACAGGACAGGGUUCAACGUUAGUGCACUUUUUAGUGUUAGUCAGAAUCCCCUUAUCACAACACAACUCUAGAGUUCAAGUCAACUAGACCUGGUUAAAUUUAUAUACUUUUUGCCCGCGCUACAAACGGCUGUAUCGGUCUGCUAAUACAGGACUAGUAAAGACCCAGUGCACUACUUUUCAGAUAAUAAUUCAGGGGGUACUACAGCAUCCUCAGCACCCCUACUUCCCGUAGCUAUGAUUAAAGGCGUGCAGUAUAGAGAUGAAGCAAAAAUUAUACAAAAAAACUUCACAGACAUCAACAAUUAUGCAAAUUCAUUCUAUCUAUGUUUUCCCCACUAUGUAAGCUAUGGAUUAAGGGAAGUGUACACACACUUUCAGAGAAAGCAAAGGGGAGAUUUAAGGGAUACAUGCAAGAGAUACAUAUGCCUACAUUUAUAUUGAGACAUACAGCAAUUCACCUGGACUGUCAGGUAGCAGGCUUUUCUUGGGCUAAAUGUCUUGUUGGUGUGGAUAACAACAUUUAUUAGUGAUUUGGUCUGUAGUGGUAUAAUAUCACCUCAGUGAGGAUAACAACAUUAUAUACAACCUCUUAAGAACAACCUUAUUGAGAUGUGAUUACUGGGAGGCUAAGGGGUCAAUAUGAUGACAUGGAUUGCCUCAUUUGCCAGGUGUAGUGGUAAACACUGAGGGUGAAUUUAGCAUGCUUUCAAGGUAAACACUGAGGAGGGAGUUAGCAUGCUAGAAAGGCUGAGGUGUGAGUUAGCAUGCUAACAAGGUUGAGGUGUGAGUUAGCAUGCUAACAAGACUGAUGUGGGAGUUAGCAUGCUAACUCGGCUGAGGUGAGAGUUAGCAUGCUGACGUGUGUGUACCUUCGAGGCAUGUCUUGUUAAAUUGUCAACAAGGGUAAUCGUAGUUAUUGUACUGGAACGAGAUGCCCAUUGUUUAUUGAACAUAUGAUGAGAUGAAGGAAAACUCAAGUGAGGUGAAAUGGAGAGAUUGUGGUUGAUUGACUUGUGCACUGUUCUAAUAUUACAGAAUGAUGUAGUGGCAACAAUUGCUUGUACCAACAUGACAUUAGUUAAUAUUACCAUUAUAAUGAGUUAUAUGACAAUUCAUGAAAUAUUUUCACAAAGUCAUGAUACAUGCAGCAAUAUGCAAUCCAACCAGUUGGGUAGUCAUUUAGACAGCCUAAAUCAUUAUCACAUCUGAUCAUGAUAAUGCUUGUUUGUUAUAAACUGGCAUUACCUUUCUCUAACGCUAAAUAUCAUGUUUAUUAUACUGUUUUGUAGGCAGUGUGACACAUUUCUAGUGUUCCCCUGGAUUCUAUUGUAAAUGUGGUUACCAUAUCUCUCAUAUUUAUAAGUUUGGAUUUUUUUUUUGUCAGUCUGAAUUGUGCUUUUCCAAAGUUAUUUAUGAUGUAAAUAUGCUGAGAAAAAGACACCACUUUGAAGCACAAGGGAAAAGUUGUAUUUAUUUAGUGAAUGUUUAUUUUGGGUUUUGAAAUAUAGUUGCAAUCAAAACAGUCUGCGUGCAUAUGAGUGUGUUUGAUUUAAACAAAUUCUAUGAAAAAAAUUA